Pygocentrus nattereri (red-bellied piranha) is the source of this 3781-nucleotide messenger RNA. It is a transcript of the gene ifngr1l, whose product is annotated as growth differentiation factor 10b. The record is from RefSeq and is a predicted model, not a curated record. NCBI's taxonomy places the organism in Eukaryota, Metazoa, Chordata, Actinopteri, Characiformes, Serrasalmidae. Gene Ontology annotation, molecular function: growth factor activity; cytokine activity. Gene Ontology annotation, cellular component: extracellular region. The coding region runs from base 104 to 1366 and encodes 420 amino acids. Gene Ontology annotation, biological process: SMAD protein signal transduction; BMP signaling pathway. The transcript has 3 exons.
GCGGAGCAGCAUCCACGCGCCUGGAGGAGCUUUCAGCAUCUUUUUCUGAUUUCCUCAAAAAAACUUCUGGAGGAUAAAGAGAAGUUCGAUCACUCGCUUCAGCAUGGCUCUCAUAUUUGUUUCCCUUGUUCAUGCUGUUCUGCUUAUGGACAUGGUUACAGUGAACCUGGUGGACUCGUUGAAGCAGGAGACAUCAGACAGAGCAGAGAAGGACAUGGUGGAAAUAAACAUGUUUAAAAUGUAUGAGAAGUUCAGCAAGGAGCCUCACAGACACAGAGAGGAGAACACGGUCAGGAGCUUCAGAGCAGCUUCAGUGUCGUCCAACAACAAGGUCCUCUUCUAUUUCAACCUGACCUCUAUCCCAGAGUCAGAGGCGAUUAUGUCUGCAAGCCUGCACUUCCUCGACCAGCACAUCCGUCAGCGGCCCUGGAGCUGCCGGCGACCCCGAGGACCCUCGUGCCGCUCCCACCACCUGCAGUCGUUGCCCCCUGUGCAGCUUAUCCUUCGAGGAACUUCUGCUUCCAUGUCUUUUUUGGGAAAUGUCACACUACCCCCUCUCAGAAAAGGACCUUGGCAGAUGAUAGAUGUGUCUUCAGUCGUCCAGCAGGCGUGCGCUCGAAGUGACCUCUUGGUUUCCGUGGAAUUUUACUCUGGCGAAAGGCACCAGUGGCGGCACCCCAGUUUGCCGUACCUUCUCGUGUACGCCAAUGACCUGGCCAUAACCGAGCCCAAUAGCAUCGCCAUGAGCUUGCAGAGGUACGGCCCUUAUCCUGUGGCUGAAGGGAGAGGAACUAGACCACCGUUUGCCACUCCAAUCUCCAGAAUCAGAAGAAAUGCAGAAGAUUUACAGAAUAACUUUCUUCCUGACAUCCAGUAUCACGAUGUCAAACACAAGGACCUGUGGUACAGCACUUACUUUGCAUUAAAGCCCAAAGCCUCACCCAAGAGCCACGGCCACGAGGUGAAAAACGAAGGGAGCACGUCUCAGGAGCUGAGUUUUGACGAGAGGACCAUGAAGAAGGCUCGUCGCAAACAGUGGAGCGAGCCUCGAGUGUGUGCCAGACGUUACCUGAGGGUGGACUUUGCGGAUAUAGGCUGGAGUGAGUGGAUACUGGCCCCAAAAGCAUUCGAUGCCUACUACUGCGCAGGAACAUGUGGAUUUCCCAUGCCCAAGGUCGUCCAUCCCUCCAAUCAUGCCACCAUCCAGAGCAUCGUAAGGGCUGUGGGGAUCGUCCCCGGAGUUCCAGAGCCUUGCUGUGUCCCUGAGAAGAUGAGCCCACUAGCCGUGCUGUUCCUGGACACCAGCAGGAACAUGGUGCUGAAGGUCUACCCCAGCAUGUCUGUGGACACCUGCGCCUGCCGAUAAGGAAACAAGGACGAGGCAGAAAACAAACUCUUCAGGAGAAAAUGGACAAGCCUGCCGGUGUGCUGACCACUUAAGGCAAGAAACGCUGUCCACUGCUCAGAAGUAACAACUUCAGACACACAGUUCAGUUACUGACCACACUCAAGACCUAAAACCUCAAAAACUAUGACAAAAAAAUCCAACGGAUGCACAUUUUGGUUUACCUUUGGAAUUUAUACAGUCACUUGUUAUAAUGAGUAGCAGUUCUUAACCAUGUUCUAAGAAAAAAGCAGAAUUUUUCUCGCCUUUGUUCUCUUGAGUGUGUGUAGAUUCUGUUCUUACCUGAGAACAAACCCCACAUAAGAGAUCACUGGUCAGUCAGAGUCUUUGUCAAAACUGUAACACUUUAUUUGAAGUGUCUACAUAAUACAUUCAUAACAUCUUACAUAAAUGCUUCAUAACAUGUUCAUAACAUCUUACAUAAACACUUCAUAACAUUCAUAAAAUCUUACAUAAAUGCUUUAUAACCUGUUCAUAGCACCUUACAUAAACACUCCAUAACAUGUUCAUAACAUCUUACAUAAACCCUUCAUAAAAUUAAUUACAUCUUGCAAAAACGCUUCAUAACAUGUCCAUAGCAUCUUACAUAAGUGCUUCAUAACAUGUUCAUAAAAUCUUACAUAAAUGUUUCAUAACACAUUCAUAAAAUCUUACAUAAAUGAUUCAUAACCUGUUCAUAGCACCUUACAUAAACACUCCAUAACAUGUUCAUAACAUCUUACAUAAACCCUUCAUAAAAUUAAUUACAUCUUGCAAAAACGCUUCAUAACAUGUCCAUAGCAUCUUACAUAAGUGCUUCAUAACAUGUUCAUAAAAUCUUACAUAAAUGUUUCAUAACACAUUCAUAAAAUCUUACAUAAAUGAUUCAUAACCUGUUCAUAGCACCUUACAUAAACACUCCAUAACAUGUUCAUAAAAUCUUACAUAAAUGCUUCAUAACCUGUUCAUAGCACCUUACAUAAACACUCCAUAACAUGUUCAUAACAUCUUACAUAAACCCUUCAUAAAAUGAAUAACAUCUUGCAUAAACGCUUUAUAACAUGUCCAUAGCAUCUUACAUAAAUGCUUCAUAGCACGUCCAUAACAUCUUGCAUAAACAAUUCAUAACAUGUUCAUUACAUCUUACAUAAAUGCUUUAUAACAUUCAUAACAAUUUACAUAAAUGUUUCAUAAAAUGCUCAUAACAUCUUACAUAAACACUUCAUAAUAUGUUCAUAACAUCUUACAUAAACACUUCAUAACAUGCUCAUGAAUGUUUAAAGCAACAUUUAUGAAGUAUGCAGUUUUAGAUUAUAUUAAUAUGGACUACUUUGUCAUAUUACUGACAGACCUUUUUAAAAAUAACAUUUUAAUUAGAAAAAUGAAUCUGUUUUCAGUAAAAUGCCUCAUUUCUGGACAGUCAAAAUAAAAAUGACCUUACUUUACACCUUUCUUCCUAAAGUGAAACACUUUUCCUACACUUUCAACUUAUUUUUAAUUUGUGUUUUUUUUUAAGUAUUUGUAUUUUGCACAUUUUUUCUUUAUCUUUUUGGCUCUGUCUUCUUUAAAACUGUACUGUCUGUGCAUUUGAGGAAAACACUAUUUAUCCUCUGCUUACCUCUCUUAGUUUAAAUGCUGACACUGAAAUUUUAACGUUUAAUCAAUAUUUUAGUUUAAUUUUAUUUUUAGUGACAUUCUUCUCCACUUACGGUAUUGGAGAAGGCACAAGAGUCCACAGGAACGGGUGAGUAUUAUGGCGAGUAAAACUCCUUCAUGCAAUAAGCCCCACAGCCAUGAUAAGAUUCAGUGGAAUGAUUGUUCAUGGGGUAUUUCAUGGCGUAUUUCUGGCGUAUAGUAAUUUACCAUCUGUACAGUAAAGUGACAUACAGAGAAAAAAAUGCACAAGAAAAUAAAUAAACUAAACAAAUCAUGAAAAAGAAGUCAAAAGUAUGCAUGAAACAGGCCUCAGUGUCAAAUAGCUUAAUGACCAAAGGGGUAAAGAGAGGUCGUUUUUAUUUUGCCUGUCCAGAAAUGAGGCAUUUUACUGAAAAUAAUACAGUUUUUCAAAAUAAAAAGGGAGGAUUUUUCAUUUUGAAAAAUGCCUCUCAGUAAAAUGACAUAGUAGUUCAGAUGAAUAUUGUGUAAAACGUGUAUACUUUAUGAACAUUCAUUUUAAAUUCAUGAACAUGUUAUGAAGUGUUUAUGUGCGAUGUUAUGAAUGUGUUAUGAAGUGUUUAUGUCAGCUGUUAUGAAUGUGUUAUGUAGUCACCGUUCAAGAAAAGUGGUACUGUGAAAAGUGGGAUUUAAGAAAAAAUGUUUUCUUAAGGACGGUUGGUGAUUGAGGCCCAGUGACGCUCCGAUGAGAAACAUAUCAUGAAAAAAUAAUGAAAGCAGAGC